GAUUUGGAUACUGUAGAAUACAAAGUAAUUUUAGACGUUAAAAAAGAGAGAACGAAGAUACAAUUGUCCAGUUGCUCUGAGAUAUUUAUGAAACUCUUAGGUGAACAAUUCAGAUUAGUAGAAAAGGACAAUGCAGCACAUGAUCUGUCAUUAUUCAUUAAUCUCGCUUAUUUGCAGAAGGAUUAUAUUUCUGAAGAAGAAGGAAAGAUUGUUGUUUAUAUGACUAGCUGCGGAGUGGUGCAUUCUACCUGGGAACGCUGUCAUGCUGCUGUUGUGCUGUUGCAGAAUCUGAAUAUAAAAGUUGAACUACGCGAUUUGAAUCUUGACACCAAUCUAGUUGAUGAACUCAUUGAUCGUCUACAAUUGGGAGAGCUAUUACCAUUUCAGGAAGAUCGGAACUUUGUUUACGACAAUUUACCGCUUAUAUACGUUAAUGGCUUUUAUUUCGGGGUAAAAAUUUUAUAUUCAUUUUUCAGUUUUGGCAGAAGAAAUUGCGAAACAUGCGAUGGUAUCGGUUAUACAUUAUGCCCAGAUUGCCGUGGUAGUAAACGUUCCAAACAUACCUUUCAUGAUCUGAUUUUACGCUGCGCAAAUUGCGAUGAAAACGGUAUCGUUCUUUGUAAGCAGUGCUUACAACAUCCUCGAUAA
This is a messenger RNA of Enterobius vermicularis (human pinworm), 648 nucleotides long. NCBI's taxonomy places the organism in Eukaryota, Metazoa, Nematoda, Chromadorea, Rhabditida, Oxyuridae. The record is from the annotation of a GenBank genome assembly.